AGCUAUCUGCAGUGACCUCUCGCUCUCAGUUUCUUGAGUGAGCGGGGCGCCACCAGAAGCGACUGUCUCUGAGAUGCGUAACCUGCAUGGAUAACGCGCUUCAAGUCGUGUAUUAUAGCGUCAGAGUUGAAACGCGUACGGCGUCUACUCCAGAUGUUGAUGUAUUGGAAGAAACCACCCACCCAUGGUGAAAUGAGUCGGCGCAUCCUUAAGUAGUUGAAUAAACGUGCAGCGGUGCAGACGGGAGAACUGUGUGGGCACUUUGAAGGAUUUGGUACUUAAAGCUCUCAUUAGCUUGUUUGGGGAAACUUGAAGAGCGACAGACAGCGAGCUAAGCGCGCGGCACUGGCAGAUCCGAGAAACUACCUUGAGAUUUGUGGCGAGAGUUGGUGCGGUAGUGCGUCGGGCACCCUAGGACAUAAGAGCGCAUCAAUUUAAAUUUGAGACUUCAGGUCUGCCCGAGGUCAAUAUUUCACUCAUCCAGAAACAACUAACCACUUGAGAAGAGAUGAGAGCUAGAGAACAACUUUUCUACCACCAAAAAAUCGAGAACUAAAGAUAUCGUUGGCUAGUUCUGAGGACUCGCAGAUUUUACCGGUUAGCCCUGAGUGGUCCCGUCUGUGGAGAAUGUGUAAUCUCGGCGGGAAGAUCUUGAUGCUUUUCCUCAUCUUUCCAAUACUUUUACUUAAUUCCGUUUGUGGGUUUCCCACGAAGCACAAUAAUGUUGCAAGUAAGCUGAACAACGGAGUGUCGUUACAGGCACAUCAGCUCCACCACAACAGGGUCCUUCACAACUCCCAAGUGUUGGAGCAGCAGAACCAGGUGGAGCAGCAGAAUCAGGUGUUGGAGCAACAAAACCAGGUGCAGACUCUGCUCCCAGAGGGCCACGGGCCGCAGAGGCGCUGGUCCCCACCCCAGCACCACCCCCUGGGGGUCCUGCCCCCUCCCCACCUCCUGGGAGUCCUACCUCCCCCCGAGGAGAACAAACCCUUCAUCCUGGACCUCAAGAACUUUCCAGACCUGGCCAACGCUGACAUCAACUCCCAGAACCCCAACAUACAGGUGACCAUUGAAGUGGUGGACAACCCUCAAAUGGAGGCGGAGAUGGAUCUAGCCAAGGAUAAAGACUGGCUCUCCUCCUCCUCCUCCUCCUCCUCCUCCAUGGUGGAGCUUCUGGGGGGGAAGAAAUUGUUUUGGCCUCUGUUCUGGGGCUACACGGACGCCGACUCCAACGAAGACGGCACGGGUCGCUCAGGUCUGGAGGACGUGACUGAGGAGGAGCAGGAGGAGGAUUACCCCCUGGAGUACGGCAGCGAGGAGCCCCUUCCCAGCCAGGGGGUGGAGGACUGGGACAGUGACUGGAAUGAGGGCUGGGACGCUCCGCACAGCUACUACGAGAAGGAGGAGAUGGAGGAGUGGACCAGCUGGACUCCUUGCUCGGCCACCUGUGGGCACGGAGAGAGGAAGAGAACGAGGCCCUGUGGGUUCUCCUGCACGCUGACUGAGGCGUCCAGGUGUGAUGUGGAGCCCUGUCCAGAUGCUGUGAACACAGUGGUGGAACCCUUCCCCUUCGAGAUGGAGAACGGAACGGAACCCUUCGGCACAGAUGUGGACAGCUGUGAGAAGUGGCUCAACUGCAAGAGCGACUUCCUGCAGAGGUACCUGCGCCAGGUGCUGUCCGAGCUGCCGGCCUGCCCCUGCUUUUACCCCUCCGCCUCCGCCUACACCGUGGUCAGUAUCUACGACGAGCAGCAAGACCGCACCUUCCGUUGGCGCGACGCCAGCGGCCCCAAGGAGCGCAUGGACGUCUACAAACCGUCGGCGAGGAGCUGCAUCCGCUCGGCCCUCUCCGGCGACGUGACGACCCUCGCCGCACAGCACUGCUGCUACGACGACCGCGGGCGCCUGAUCACAAGGGGGAAGGGUGCGGGGACGCCCAACCUCAUCAGCACCGAGUUCUCCCCCGAUCUGCACUUCAAGGUGGACGUUCUCCCGUGGAUCCUGUGCAAAGGGGACUGGAGCCGGUUCCACGCCGUGAGACCCCCCAACAAAGGCCCUGGCUGCCCGGAGAACCCGCACGAGGACGUGUUUAUGAACGAGCUGGAGGAGGCCAGGGAGUACUGAGGUGCCAACACAUACCACCAGCACCCAGCAGGGCGGCGCCAGGGGGCCUGGGCCCAAUCCUAUCUUGAGACGGGAGAUGUCGGCGUGCAGACGUGUGCGGUUUCAUCCCUGUGUGAGACGAGAGUGGAGGAGGGGUUUCCCCUCAAGUUAGGAUUUGGUGCAGCGUCUCUCUCCCAGAGCCUUCAUGGAACGGAAAGAGAACCAACCAGAAGAAGCCGUGUCAUAACACUCGCCGACCUGUCACGCCUCAUCAUGAUCGCCUUCUGAGUGUUGCUGUCUGAUACCGUGAUUCUGUGUGCAUGUAAGCAUGGCCCUCCAUUGCUAGCUUUCUGUCAGUGUUUUGGUAUUUCUUUGUGGCUGGCCGAUAUGAUUUUACUAUGUGGAACUAAAGCAUGAUGUGAUGUGACGUGAUGUAAAUGUAGGAAGUUGAGGGGAAAAUGUACAAUUCUAACUAUAACGAUUUACUAUGCUGCUAAGAGGAAGGGGGAUUGAGAAAACCUGAAGGGGCCGGUUAGGAUUGAACCAACCAACCAGUCCAAGGCGAGUACCAUUUCAGUCAAGAUAAACCAACAUCUGAGAAGAAAAGACUGUUGGUACUGAGUGUUCUGAACGCGUGGAGCCAUUUUGGGCGUUUCUACAGUUUUCUCAGGGGCACUGACAGUGAUGAAGAUUAGUCCUUAUGCUUUACCUGUGGACCACUGUUAGAGCAACCAGCUUGUACGUUCUCAUCAACGGAACACAGAGGUCACAGAGAGAUGAGAGGAUGAAGAACGUUAGCCGUGUUAGGAUAAUGAAACAAUGCUCUUUUGUUUGUGGUUUUUGCAAGAAAUGUAAACGUUGAUAUUAAAUGUACCGGUAAUCACGGUUGAAUAUUCUGUUCACAGCUUUUGAAACUGUUGGCUUCAUGUUUAUGCUCAAAACCUCUUUCAGGAAUUCUAUUUUGAAAUGUACUGCAAGCAUGCUUUACAUUAUGAAAUGUAAGUUUUCAAAAGAAGGCACUUUAUUUAAUAUACACUAUAUAUAAAUGCAUACGAAUGAUAUACCGUAUGUAUGAAUAUAAAAUGUACCCAUGUUAAGUCAUUUGUUUAUAUGAGUGUUUUUGUGAAGGGAAAACUCGCCAGAAAUGCUCUAUUAACUUGUACGUAAAUGGUCUGUCAUUAUCUUUUGUGAUUUCUGAAAACUAGUAUUACAUAUGAUCUUGUACAGUAUUUAUUUGUGUUUUUUGUUGUUGUUUUUUUUUAAGUUUAUUGAAGCUUUGAAACGAUACCACAUGGUGCCCUGCUGGGACUGAGGACGGCGUCGGCCGUCAAAGGGGAAACCACUUGCCUCACAUCGCUCGAGCAGCACGAUCACCUGUCCUUUUAUCUCUACUAAAGUGCUCUAUGAACAUGUUGUGACAGUUACGAUGAAGAAUAUAAAAUAUGUUGCAUUCAU
This is a messenger RNA of Hypomesus transpacificus, 3558 nucleotides long. It is a transcript of the gene ism2b, whose product is annotated as isthmin 2b. Bases 628 to 2124 code for a protein of 498 amino acids. The transcript has 7 exons. The record is from RefSeq and is a predicted model, not a curated record. Lineage: Eukaryota; Metazoa; Chordata; Actinopteri; Osmeriformes; Osmeridae.